AUGGAACCUCAGAUGCGGCCUCGAAAAGGAGACAGAUUUACUGUCGUCUUGAGAAAGUGUGGCAUUUCUAGACACAGAACAGAACCACAGUCCGCCCAAGCUCCAAGUCAGCGACGACAAGAUGCAGCGCUAUCGAGACUACAUGGAAGUCAGACAUCUGCCAUUCCGGAGUCUGGCACCGAAGAGUCUGCAAGUCCGUGCCCUCCAAAGUCUACCAUACUCGCUUCCGAUAUUUGGAAAUCUGCUGUCCAAGCGUUGUCUCCCAAGCAGCGGGAUGCUUUAGGCUUCGACGGUGAGAUUUACAACUUACAAGAUGAAGUUUUAGAUCUGGUAGUCACGAAGCAAAGACUUUGCAUUGAAAAACAAUGGACUAUCGAGGUCAGAGGGAAGACUAUCGUUCUGCAAGAUGUGUCUGGGAGAUUACUCCGAUGGGUCGACAGGUUCAAAGUUGUGGGAGAUCUUGCAAGUCAAUUUGAUCCCGUGCAUGCUGCCCUACCAUGGGCCGGCUUUCGCUUUUUGCUUCAGGUCGUCGUGGAUGAUGCAGAAACCAUGGGAGCCAUACUAGCCUCUCUAGAGUCAAUAACCCAUUUACUUGCACAAUGUUCAAUAUACGAACGUCUAUAUUUCGCUGUCGACGCACGAAUUUACGCUCUCGAUGCUGCGACAAUCUUGGAAGACUCGAUGAAGACGCUUUACACAAAAAUACUUAUUUUCCUGGCAGAAGCAUGCCUCUUAUUCGACAAGCAUAAAGCGAUACGUAUGGCGACGAGUAUAUUCAAUUCUCCAACUUUCACCACACUCACGAAGGAGAUAGAAUUACAGGCCUCCGUUGUCUGGCAAGAUUCUAAUACUGCCGAAAGUACAUAUACGAGGAGAAGACAAGAUAUCUCAGUUUCCCAAUCAACCAGUGAACGAGCCGAAUUACUAUCAAUGCUUGCAAAUCUGCAGGAUCCUAUAAGGCACAUUGACGAGAAGACGAAAACCAUUGCUACUUACGUUGAUAGGAAAAUCGGAGAGAUUGAAGAUCUUACUAUGGCUGUCGACACAGGAAUACAAACGCCACCACGAGUCGGUCGCAAAUCAGCGGCUGAAAGUGAACUUGACAGACAGAAUCCUGCCAUCAUCUUGAGUGCGAUUGUCAAACAGCUUGCUACUAAGAAUUCAACAACAGCUAUACAACCAGUAAUUAUGACUGAAUACAAACAGAGAGAGAAUGAAGGUUUCGCAAAGGGACGAAUCGAAGUACAGGAUAGCCUCGACCUCAUACUUGAGCUUCCAAAGGUUCUUCCAAGGACGAUAAUUGUCUUAGACGCGCUUGACGAAUGCGACCGCACAACUCGUGAGAGCAUGAUCAAAGGUUUACACCACAUUAUUCAAUCUGCAACGAGUCAAGUGAAAGUUUUCCUUUCCAGUCGGGACGACGAUGAUAUCGCCUUUUAUCUGGAAAGAACUGCAAACCUUCGCAUCGAUGCUAGGGACAAUCGUGCUGAUAUCAAUCGAUUUGUGGAGAUCGAAAUAGAGAGAUGCAUCCAAGAUGGUAAACUGCUCAGAGGACGUCUUGAAGCUAGUCUUGUCGAGCGAGUGAUCAAAACAUUGCAAUGUAGAGCUGAUGGAAAGUUCUUGUGGGUCGACUUUCAAAUCAGACACCUUUGCAUGAUGAGCCAUAAAUCAGACAUCGAAGCUAAUCUUGGGAAAUUGCCCAAGGGCCUGAAAGACAUGUACUUGGUAAUCUGGAGCGACAUCCUUGGAGAGGCUGGUACCGGUCCCGAGAUCGCCAAAGUCGCACUGAUGUGGAUAUUCUGCGCACGCCGCCACCUAUCUUCGGAUGAGUUGAUCCGCCUAGUGUCACGUACAGUAUUUAAAGCAAGCUCGGAGUUGCUAGAUAUCGAAACUUUGCUUCGACUCACACAUAAUCUCUUGGUGUUCGACGAAAGAUCCAACCAUGUCCGAUUCGCACAUUUGUCCGUGCUUGAAUUCCUCGAAGAUAUUGGAUUUGAGUGGACGACAGCACAUGCGAUGACUAGCGAGACGUGCUUGUUUUCGUUGCUGGAUCGAGAGCUACCAUCAUCAAUGAUUCAUGUCCCAAAUCACAAGAACCCUCGGCAACAUUCAUACGAGUGUAGGUACUGGCCAGAACAUCUAGAAGGAUGUAUUCUCUACAGCCCCGCCUUGACAAUCUUGCUGAACAAAUUCUUAACCCUUCUAUCAAAAUCCCCAGCAAUCAGGAAAUUGCAACGCUGGACAGAUCUCGAGUUCGAAGACAUAGUUCUCUCGCAUCUAAUGCUGGCACUGGCGUGGUUUGAUCCAAUUGGACUCGCAGAGCAGAAUACACAGUUUGCUAUCUCUUCCCAAGCCCUUGAGCAGAUUCAAGAACUGUUUGUGUUUGCUUCCAGGCGGGGGCGGUUGACCGCUGUGAAGCUACUAUCGGAACUUCCUGGCGUCGAUAUCAAUGCCAAGGAUAAGUGGGGCCGCACUGCGAUGGUGUAUGCAAUUGACAAUGGUCAUCUAGACACCCUAGAAUACCUCAUAGAGGUAAUGGAGAAGGAUUCUACCAGUGCAAGUUGGGACUCAUCCUCAUACCUCAUGGCUGCUGCCAGGCAAGGCUACUCCAAAAUCGUUUCGAGGUUGAUAGACUCCGGAGCAGACAUCACUGCUGAGACCACUAGUGAGUCCACCGCACUAGCAUAUGCGGCGAGCAAUGGACAUCUCGAGACCGUCGAAAUACUACUGCAAGCUUACGAAAAGUGCGAGAAAGAUGACAACUCAAAUCAGGAAAGGCGCAGCUCAAUUCUCCUGCCAGAAGAAGUCUCCAGGUCUGGCUGGGUAGCUUUUCAAGCAGCAGCUAAAAGAGGCCACGAGGAAGUUGUUCGUCGUUUGGCUGAUAGAAGAGAUGAACUUAUCUCUGCUGACUACGACUGGCUUCCGUUCCUACAAGCAGCUUCUGCCGGCCAUGCAGCCAUUGUUGACUUGCUCCUUGAAAACGCAACAUUGGCUGCCGAAGAAAGCUUUCGAGAUUUGCAGCAAGAUGCUCAGCAUGCCGCGAACCAGGAUGGGUGUUUUCACCCUGUGCUGGCUCUGCAAGAAAAUGAAAUUAUCUUGACCAUAGCAAGAGCUGCUGCGUAUGGAUCGCCAACAGUGAUCGAGCUACUAUUGGAAUAUGAUCCAGAUCUUGAUAUCCAAAACUUAUUCCUUCAGUACGGGAGAUCAUCACUUUAUGCCGCGAUUGAAGACCAGAGACUCGAAACAAUCAAAUUACUGUUUGCUCAGGGUGUGAUCCGCAUUUUGCUAUCACAUUUAUCAGACGUCAACAUUACUAAUGACAGAGGCAGUACUGCCUUGCACCUUGCCGUGGAAUGUGGUCGAAACGACAUUGUGGAUCUGCUCUUGCGCGAAGCGGUCGACAUUACGAUAAAGGACAUGAAUGGACGCACUGCUCUAGACGCGGCGUCUCAUUAUGGCUACAAGCAGAUCCUCGAGACGUUGCUUGCAUACAAGACGCGUUUGACAGAAUCAAGCUCAAGUGAUGAAAUUGUUUUGAGUACCGAAUGA
Molecule: messenger RNA, 3549 nt
Organism: Mollisia scopiformis
Lineage: Eukaryota; Fungi; Ascomycota; Leotiomycetes; Helotiales; Mollisiaceae
Product: ankyrin
Exons: 8
Coding region: 1-3549 (1182 amino acids)
Molecular function (GO): protein binding
Source: RefSeq, a predicted model, not a curated record